CUGAUAUGACGUCCUACCAUUCUCACUGCGCAUGCACGGCUCAGGGAGCGUGCAGAGCGGCGUGCACCAGUGCGCUGUGUCCCUUGGACACAGUGGAUCACGGAAAGAGCUGAAGAUGUCGGCUCCGUCAUGUGAUCUGCUGUGUCCAAUCACAGCUGAUCACAUGGGACAUGUACACUGAUCAUCAGGGCACUGAGUGCCAGUGCCACAUCAAUGCCACAUAUCAGUGCCCAUCUGAGCUGCCUUUCAAUGUCACCCAUCAGUGCCGCCUAUCAGUGUCAUGUAUCAGUGCUGCCUUUCAGUGCCCAUCAGUGAUGCCUGUCAAUGCCCAUCAGUGCAACCUACCAGUGCCACCUAUCAGUGUCCAUCAGUGCAGCCUCAUUAGCGCACAUCAGUGAAG
Molecule: messenger RNA, 400 nt
Organism: Staurois parvus
Lineage: Eukaryota; Metazoa; Chordata; Amphibia; Anura; Ranidae
Source: the annotation of a GenBank genome assembly